Molecule: messenger RNA, 3153 nt
Organism: Cladophialophora psammophila CBS 110553
Lineage: Eukaryota; Fungi; Ascomycota; Eurotiomycetes; Chaetothyriales; Herpotrichiellaceae
Product: Ca2+-transporting ATPase
Exons: 2
Coding region: 1-3153 (1050 amino acids)
Biological process (GO): intracellular calcium ion homeostasis; manganese ion transport; calcium ion transmembrane transport
Cellular component (GO): plasma membrane; Golgi membrane; endoplasmic reticulum
Molecular function (GO): ATP binding; P-type calcium transporter activity; ATP hydrolysis activity
Source: RefSeq, a predicted model, not a curated record
AUGUCAACGUUACUGCCGGUCUUCAAUGCAGAAUCGCAAGGAAACAGGCCACGGAGUCCAGCCCGCUACGCUUCCACCUCCUCCUCGAUAACGUCCUCCUACUCCCUCCUCAGCCCCCAACAGACCGCCGAGCGUUUGAAGACUUCCGUCUCUCAGGGUUUGCUACGGACCGAAGCACAUGCGCGAUUGGCAAAGGAUGGGCCCAACGAACUGCCCCAUGAAGAGGAGGAGCCGUUAUGGUUGAGGUUUCUCAAGCAGUUCAAGGAGACGCUGAUCCUUCUGCUCCUGGCAUCUGCCGCCAUCUCACUCUUCAUCGGUAACAAGGAUGAUGCUGUCAGUAUUGCUCUUGCGGUCACCAUCGUUGUCACCGUCGCUUUUGUGCAGGAGUACCGGUCGGAGAAGUCCUUGGAGGCCCUGCAUCGCCUGGUCCCCCAUUAUGCCCACGUCAGACGAUCGGCACCUAGGUCGACCACGUACACGACUAGGAAUCAAGCUGCUGAAAAUGAAGCAAUUGAAAUGGAGCCGUUGGCAAACGGUGCUGCGCUUCCACCUGAGGAAAAGUCGUCUACCACAAUCCCUGCAUCCCAACUCGUCGUGGGAGACCUAGUUAUCUUUGCCACCGGCGACCGCAUACCUGCCGACAUCAGAAUCACUCACGCUGCCGAGCUGACAAUCGACGAAUCCAAUCUGACCGGUGAAAAUGAGCCCGUGGAAAAGUUCCCUACCGCUCUGGACCCAACAAUUCAGAGGUCAGAGCACCAUGGCACACCCGAACCAUACAAUGCAGCUGGCACGGUGGGCGCUGACGUGCGCCUCAAUGAGCAGCACAACAUUGCGUUCAUGGGAACUCUGGUGCGGUCAGGUCACGGGGAGGGCAUCGUCAUUGCAACCGGAGGAAAGACCGAGUUCGGGACGAUUUCGUUGUCUCUUCAGGAAAUCGAGGCCCCUCGGACACCUCUGCAGCAAUCGAUGGAUUUGUUGGGAAAGCAACUCAGCUACAUGUCCUUUGUCGUCAUCGGAGUAAUUAUAAUCAUUGGUCUUGUUCAAGGCAAGAAGCUGUUGGAUCUGUUCACCAUCGGAGUGUCUUUGGCCGUUGCCGCAAUUCCUGAAGGCUUGCCCAUCAUCGUCACCGUCACUCUUGCACUUGGGGUGUUACGAAUGGCCAAACGCGGAGCGAUCGUUCGGAAGCUGCCGAGCGUCGAAACACUAGGUUCGGUAAACGUGGUCUGCAGCGACAAGACGGGGACAUUGACCCUCAACCACAUGACCGUGACCAAAUUGUGGCAUUUCGACGUAGGCAAGCCAUUCUCUGCCGAUCCCACAGCCGUACUUACAUCCGCCACUAAAACCAUUCUCCGAAUUGGCAAUAUCGCAAACAAUGGUCGACUUUCUCAGAAUGCAUCCGGGACCCCUGCUACUGCUGCCUCUGCUGCGGUGCUGUCCUCUACUAGAGAUAGGUCGUCUACAGUCACCAAGAGUCGAUGGCUGGGCCAGCCCACCGACAUAGCCAUGCUCGAUUUGUUGGAUGCGCAUGGUGAAGACGAUAUUCGUGAAAAGAUUGGGCCGCGAACGAGCGAAACACCAUUUAGUUCCGAGAGAAAGUGGAUGGGCGUCGUUAUUGGCAGCGCUCUAGGCGAGAUGACCAACGGCUAUGGGCUAGGUUCGGAGACGGCUUACAUCAAAGGCUCUCUGGAACAAAUUUUGAUCAGGUCGGACACGUAUUUGACCAAGGAUGGUCAAGAAGUCGUCCUCGACGAGAGUCGUCGGAAAGAAGCUCAUGCGGCGGCGCAAGCAAUGGCUGAGGAGGGACUCAGGGUGAUUGGAUUUGCGAGUGGCGUCCUCAGGAACAAGACAUGGCAGAACAGCAGAAGUUCCACGCCAACCUCGGGAAAUAAGAAGUCCGUCGAGCUAGAAACGGAUGUCUUUACCAGCCUAUGUUUUGCUGGGCUUGUUGGGAUGAAUGAUCCUCCACGAAAACAUGUGAACAGAUCUAUACGACGGUUGAUGAAUGGAGGAGUCAAAGUCAUUAUGAUCACUGGCGAUGCAGAGACCACUGCGGUGGCGAUCGCGAAGAACCUCGGAAUGCCAGUCAACCCUGCAAGUUCAGCUUCGAGGUCCGUGCUCCGAGGCGAUGAACUUGAUCGCUUGUCAGAGCAAGAAUUGUCGGAAGCUAUCGGCAAGACAAAUAUCUUUGCUCGGACUAGCCCAGACCACAAGAUGAAGAUUAUUCGAGCUCUCCAAGCGCGGGGAGACGUGGUCGCCAUGACCGGAGAUGGGGUCAAUGAUGCUCCAGCGCUCAAAAAGGCCGAUAUUGGAGUUGCCAUGGGAAGGCUAGGAACAGAUGUGGCCAAGGAGGCGGCCGAUAUGAUCCUGACUGACGACGACUUCUCCACCAUUCUCCGAGCCAUUGAACAGGGAAAGGGCAUCUUCUUCAAUAUUCAGAACUUUAUCACUUUCCAGUUGAGCACGAGCGUCGCGGCGCUGAGUUUGGUCCUUCUCAGUACCAUGUUUGGUUUCAAGAAUCCGCUCAAUGCCAUGCAGAUUCUUUGGAUCAAUAUACUCAUGGAUGGGCCUCCUGCUCAAUCACUCGGGGUUGAACCAGUCGAUCCCCUGGUGAUGAUGCAGCCACCACGACCUCGAAAUGCGAACGUACUGACCAAACGACUCAUCCGCCGCGUCUUGACAUCCGCCUCCCUCAUCAUGAUGGGCACUCUUUUCAUCUAUCUCCGAGAGAUGGUGGACAUUGACGAUCCGUCGGUCGACCCGUCGGUGGUCAACUCGACGCCUCUCCGCACGCGGGUGGUGACCAAACGCGACACCACCAUGACCUUCACGACGUUUGUGCUUUUUGACAUGUUCAAUGCGCUGACUUGCCGCUCGGAAUCCAAGUCGGUGUUGUUUGGCGAAAUCAAGCUCUUUGGAAACAAAAUGUUCAACUAUGCGGUCGCGGGCAGUCUCGCGGGCCAACUCUGUGUCAUAUACUUGCCAUUUUUGCAACGGGUGUUUCAGACCGAGGCGCUGGGUCUGUGGGACCUGAUCUCGCUGGUGUGCAUCAGCAGUACCGUGUUUUGGGUUGACGAAUUGAGGAAAUGGGCCGAAAGAAAGAGGAGUUCUGGACGCAUGCCGAGUGUUGGGUAUUCGGCCAAUGUAUAG